AUGAACAAAAAGGGCUUGCGCGACUGUGGCAAGGAGCUUUGGCAUCCGCAGAAGCCCUGGGGUCGCUUCGGCUGGUCCAUUGCCACCAAUGGCAGGCACCUGGCGGUUGGUGCACCCUUCGCCCAACGGGAAAGGGGCACCGUCUUCCUCUACGAUGCCACUCGAGAGCGUGCUGAGCCGGUCGCCCGAUUCACUGGCACAGCUCGAGCACGAAUGGGAUGGCGGCUUCCAGGUUUGAAUGCGAAGCUCCUUGCGAGGAAUUUGGCCUACAACGGGGGGGUGGCAGAUACUGCAGGUGUAGCAGUCCAGGGCUGGAUCAAAUCCCCGGGGCAUCGGAAGAACUUGCUGGGCGCCUUUGACCUGUGUGGCAUCGGAGUCGCAAGGGCGAGCACUGGGGAGUUCUUCUUCACACAACUCUUUGCGCGGAGCGCUGGUGGCCCUCUUUGUUGA
Molecule: messenger RNA, 450 nt
Organism: Durusdinium trenchii
Lineage: Eukaryota; Dinophyceae; Suessiales; Symbiodiniaceae
Source: the annotation of a GenBank genome assembly